CCCGCCCAGGGCGCCAUCUUUCCGCGGCCGCGGGAGCGGAGUGGGCCCGGCCAUGCCGCACUUCCAGGCCUGGGAGGAGUUCACCCGCGCCGCCGAGAAGCUCUACCUCGCCGACCCCAUGAAGGUGCGGGUUGUUCUGAAAUACCGACAUUGUGAUGGGAACCUCUGCAUCAAAGUAACAGAUGACGUAGCUUGUUUGCUGUACAGAACAGACCAGGCACAAGACGUAAAGAAGAUCGAGAAAUUCCACAGUCAGCUCAUGCGGCUCAUGGUGGCCAAGGAAUCCCGCAGUGCUGCCAUGGAAACAGACUGAAAUGCUGAAAAUAAAAUGAGUACUCCGGUCAUAUUUCACUGGGAGAAAAUGUCUCUUGGAUUUGAACGAAUACUGGGACAGGAGAUGCUUUUAUGUACUGAAGUGGACCGAUGACGUGUCUGAAGCGUUUUCGCCCCUCAGGCUCCGCUUUGGAAAACUCGGAAAAUAAAUGCUUUCAGUUGAAAGCUUAUAUUUAUUUUUGGGUAUCAAACAAGCAGCUAUUCUUACACAUUAGGUAUGCUAAGAAGACAAGUAAAUAUUUUAAAUCUGCAGUAUGUUAGUAUGAAUUUGAUGGGCCACAAGCGUAUCUCUGUAAAGAUACUAUAAAAUUUCACAUAGAUUUCAUUGUGUUCAUACCUUAUGCUGGUAUAUUCUUACAGUGAGACGGUUUAUUAACCUAAUACUGUAGCAUGAUGACUGGACUUAAUAAAUAUUUACAUAAAUUAUAUUAAUUGGUGGAGUUUAGAGGAACAGAUGUUUUCUGAACUGAAAUGAUGAAAUUGCCAAUCUGUACUACCACAGUCACUAGCAACAUUUUAGCUUUUAGUAUUGCUCUUGAUCAUAAGUUGUGCAGCAUUAUCUGUGAUGCAGUUUACAGAACUGUCACAUUGGCUAAAUAAUGAAACUUCUGUUUUUAAAAAUUAAAGUAGAACUUCACUUGAAUAUUGCUAGAGAUGGGUGAGAAACUGAAAGGGUUUUUUUUCUGCUUAUGCAAACACUGUUACUAAAAAAAUAGUCAGUUGCUUUUUAACAUACUUGAACUAUUUUGUACUAGCAGGGGUACCUUUUCCCAUCCUUGCUUCAGGCAGGAUUGAAGUGUAUCAGCAAGAUAAAUUCCAGAAGUUCUUACCUAUUAUGUUAAUAGAAAGAAAUCCAACCGAAUGCUAUCCAGAUUCCCUAGUUUAGCAACUUGUUAAUUGCAUUUUCAAAUGUUACAUGUGGCAGAUGGAUGUCAGCCAACUGAAUAAAUGGAUGAAAACCAGCUUAAUAAAUACUUAAAUACCACUGUCAAAAAUAGACCAAUGCUCCUGUGGCUUAGACUUGUUUCUCAUACUUACCUCUGGUAGGGUGAUGGAAGCCUUAAUUGUCUCUUGCAAAGGCUUUUUGCUUCACAACCCAGUAGCUAAAAUUGAUACUUGCUUUGACUACUUAAAACCAGAUGAACAUUUUCAUGUAAUGAGGCCAUUGGUAUAACUAGAUGUUUUCAGAAGUAAUGUUUUGGCUUAAACCAAGCCAUGAAAGCAAAGCAGAGGCAUACAUGUAGUGGCACUUAUAUAAAACAAAACAAUCUGCUUAAAUAGCUACCUGCUGGCACUUACAUAAAAAUAAUGGAGCUACUCAGAAGUAGUACUCCAUGUGGAGUUUCCACAUUUGCCAAAGGCUUGGAAAAAGCCCCAGGCUGGAAUAUUGCAUUAGAGUACCCUUUUAGCUGAACGUAAAAUGUUACACGUUGUUGGAAAACACUGCAGUGCUAAAUUCACAGUGACUACUCAAGUUCUAGUCUACAGGAGUGACUGGUAUGUAUGUAACAUUUUUGUAUUGGCUUUUGAAAUGCAAAUAAAUGCAGAGAGAAGGCUGGACUGUGUUCACUGUUAAACUUUUA
Messenger RNA from Manacus vitellinus (golden-collared manakin), 1916 nucleotides. It is a transcript of the gene SRP9, whose product is annotated as signal recognition particle 9. Gene Ontology annotation, biological process: SRP-dependent cotranslational protein targeting to membrane; negative regulation of translational elongation. The transcript is spliced from 3 exons. The coding region runs from base 53 to 313 and encodes 86 amino acids. Gene Ontology annotation, cellular component: signal recognition particle, endoplasmic reticulum targeting. NCBI's taxonomy places the organism in Eukaryota, Metazoa, Chordata, Aves, Passeriformes, Pipridae. The record is from RefSeq and is a predicted model, not a curated record. Gene Ontology annotation, molecular function: 7S RNA binding.